Messenger RNA from Enhydra lutris kenyoni (northern sea otter), 1875 nucleotides. Its product is annotated as polypeptide N-acetylgalactosaminyltransferase 8. Bases 1 to 1875 code for a protein of 624 amino acids. Gene Ontology annotation, cellular component: Golgi apparatus. Lineage: Eukaryota; Metazoa; Chordata; Mammalia; Carnivora; Mustelidae. The record is from RefSeq and is a predicted model, not a curated record. The transcript has 11 exons.
AUGUUCUACAUUGGGCUAGCUCUGAUUAUUGCCAUCGAUGUCCUCCUGGUGUUUUAUACCAAGAGGACAUUACAGAUGUCGGUUUGGGGAAAUCUCCAAAAACAGCUUCAUUUGCCUUUGCCUGAAUGGAACAGGACAGGGAUAAAGAGACUCUCUCACAUUGAGGUGGAUUUACAGCAUCUGAAAGAAAGUAUGAAAUCAGCCAUGAAGCAAGAAGAAAACAUGGACCACACAGCAGUGAGGGUGAAAUAUGAACAUCCUAUUGAAAAGGCAUUGAAAGUCAAAGCAAGGGAGACCAGGAAGCACAAACCCAAAGAGAUACUCUUCCCAAACUCACAGCUUUUCAGGCAGUGGGGUAAGGAUCUUUCUGAGGUCCAGCAGAAAAAGGCUGAGGACCUUUUCCAGAAGUUUGGUUACAACGUUUACCUCAGUAACCUGUUGCCUUUCAACCGCAGCAUCCCAGACACCCGGGAUUCCAGGUGUCUUCAGAAGACGUACCCUUCACAACUCCCAUCCCUUGGUGUCAUUCUCAUAUUCAUGAAUGAAGCUCUGUCCAUUAUACAACGUGCCAUCACUAGUGUCAUCAACCGCACCCCCUCUCAGUUGUUAAAGGAGAUCAUCUUGGUGGAUGAUUUUAGCUCAAAUGGAGAACUAAAGACACGCUUGGAUGAGAAGAUUAAGCUUUACAACUGGAAGUACCCAGGACUACUAAAAAUAAUUCGACAUACGAAGAGAGAGGGUCUUGCUCAAGCACGCAACACUGGCAGGAAAGUGGCCACAGCUGAUGUGAUUGCCAUCUUGGAUGCUCAUGUUGAAGUGAACGUUGGGUGGGCAGAGCCCAUUUUGGCUCGGAUUCAGGAAGACCACACUGUGAUUGUGUCUCCUGUGUUUGAUAAUAUUCAUUUUGAUACCUUUGAACUGGAAAAGUAUGCAUUGGCAGUUGAUGGGUUUAACUGGGAACUAUGGUGCCGCUAUGAUCCACUGCCAAAGGCCUGGUUUGAUCUGCAUGAUGCCACUGCUCCAGUAAAGAGUCCUUCCAUCAUGGGCAUCCUGGCUGCCGACAGGAUCUUUCUGGAAGAGAUUGGAUCUCUGGAUGGUGGGAUGCUGGUCUAUGGAGGAGAGAAUGUGGAACUCGGCUUGAGGGUGUGGCAGUGUGGAGGGAGAAUUGAGAUCUUACCCUGCUCCAGGAUUGCUCACCUAGAGAGACACCACAAGCCCUAUGCCUUGGAUCUGAGUCUUGCCUUGAAGCGUAAUGCUGUGCGAGUGGCUGAAAUCUGGAUGGAUGAAUACAAACACAUGGUCUAUUUGGCCUGGAACAUCCCUCUACAGAACUCUGGAAUCAAUUUUGGAGACAUUUCUUCCAGAAUGGCACUCCGGAAGAAACUGAAAUGUAAAACUUUUGACUGGUAUCUGAAAAAUGUUUAUCCAAACCUGAAGCCAAUUCACAACAUUGUGGGCUAUGGAAGAAUGAAAAACACGUUGGAUGAAAAUAUCUGCCUGGGUCAGGGACUUGUCUCAAGCAAAACCCCUGUCAUGUAUUACUGUCACGAAUACAGUCUGCAGAAUGUCUACUAUCACCUAACUGGGGAGUUCUAUGUGGGACCACUGAUUGCAGAGGCACACACUGAUGAUCACUGCCUGACAGACCCUGGCAAUGGGGAGAAGCCCACUUUAGAGCCAUGUUCCAAGGCAGCCCAAAACAGACUGCAUGUAUAUUGGGAUUUUAAACUGGGAAGAGCUGUCAUGAACAGAGCCACCAAGCGAUGUCUGGAGAUGAAGAAAGACACUUCGGGCAUCUAUGUGCUUGUACUUCAGAACUGCACCACACAAGCGUGGACAAUACAGUAUACCAUGCGAAACUGGGGGUCAAACUAA